CGUUUGUCUGUGCUUUUUCUUCCGACUUUGACGUGAAAAUUAUUCACUAGUUGCGAGAACUCAAGAGGUCGACAUCCCGUCGCAACUUGCGCUCGGUGUACGGUUCUUACAAGCCCAGGCUCACAUGUUCGUACUCCUCUUUUCGGUGGAAGAAACAGUUUAUCGCUCGGGCUCUUAAAGGAGGUUGGCCGUGCAUUCGCCAUUGCCCAAGUGUUUGUCAAUGAACCUCUAUUUAUCCUGAGUGGAACAGUCACUUCCGAAUUCAUACAUCGUACGGCUGGAGCCUAUCUGUUCGUAACUCCAGUUUUAUCGAUACUCGAACGGAUAAACGGGAUGCCUUUUGUCCGUUGUCCGUUAAGGGCCUCAUUGUACUAUUGGUCCUCUGAUCCGGAAGGCAAGAUACCAGUCCCCAAAGAAGAUUGGGAGCGGAUUGGAAUCCCCGAGCUUGAAGUACAAAUGUACAUUGGGUCAUUCUGGAACACAGAUGAUUAUGCGGCCAUGCAGGAGUAUUUGACGAUACAAGGCUACGAUUCUUAUAGUUGCGAGAGCGCAGGGAUACCAAAGUAUGAAUCGAUGUAG
Marasmius oreades (fairy-ring Marasmius) is the source of this 579-nucleotide messenger RNA. RefSeq lists its product as uncharacterized. The coding region runs from base 334 to 579 and encodes 81 amino acids. NCBI's taxonomy places the organism in Eukaryota, Fungi, Basidiomycota, Agaricomycetes, Agaricales, Marasmiaceae. The record is from RefSeq and is a predicted model, not a curated record. The transcript has a single exon.